Molecule: messenger RNA, 4003 nt
Organism: Diorhabda sublineata
Lineage: Eukaryota; Metazoa; Arthropoda; Insecta; Coleoptera; Chrysomelidae
Gene: magu
Product: SPARC-related modular calcium-binding protein 2
Exons: 9
Coding region: 296-1885 (529 amino acids)
Biological process (GO): extracellular matrix organization
Cellular component (GO): basement membrane
Molecular function (GO): protein binding; heparin binding; extracellular matrix binding
Source: RefSeq, a predicted model, not a curated record
AGUGGGUGUUGUGUACUGUUCAGUUUAGUGUUUACCACUUCUCACUUCUCGACAUCCAUACAGAUUUUCAUCUUACAACCAUUUAGAUAUUUCGAGUCGCAGUGGUAGAAUAGCCGCAGUUACCAGUCGGUAACGUUCGACAAGAUUUUUACGCGAAGAGCACCAAGAGUGUCGAAAUAAACGACGGUAACGAUGACCACGCGCACGUGGUUUUAGUGAUUAAGUGGACGUAGAUUAGUGAUUUUAUUUGUAGUGAUGAACUAGGUGAUAAGAAAUAAAAUACUCCCGUUCGGAGAUGUUGUCGAAUGUUGUUAUCCCGCUGUUGGGCUGUUUCGUCGUCUUCGUUUAUACUACGGAUAUAUGUAAUCCAAAAGCGUGUCAACGAGACGGUGAUAAUCAAAAACCAGUUUGUGGUACAGAUGGGCUCACCUACCCUACCAGAUGUAUAUUCGAAAAAGCCCGUUGUAAAAACAAAAACGUAACCAUAGAAAAAAGAGGACCUUGUAAAAAACUUCGACCAUGCUCUGAAUGGAGUAGUUUCAACCUACAGAAUCCUAUAUAUAAUAAUACCUUCUCACCAAAAUGUCGACCAGACGGUACGUACGAUUCGGCACAGUGUCAUUAUGGUGCGCAUUUUUGUUGGUGCGUGACACCAGAAGGAAUACCUCUACCGUAUACCUCAUCAAAACUAAGAAAUGACAAAACCCCUAAAUGUGGAAGAAAGAAAUCUACAAGGAGGAGAUCUUCUACGUCAGGUCAACAAAAACAACAGAGAAAUAGGAUAUGUAAACGGCAGGAUAAAUCGAUGAUGAAUAAUAAUUUAAUAGAUAGCUUUCAUAACGAAUUUACACGGUUUUCUGGAAGAAAUGAUAGUGAUACUGUAAUAAUUACCUGGAAAUUCCAGACGUUGGACCAAAAUAGCGACCACAUUCUGGAUAAAUUCGAAUAUAGAGAACUAAGAAAACUUGUUAGAAAAGUAGUUAAACCCAAAAAAUGCUCCAGACAUUUUCCCAGAUCUUGUGAUUUCAACAAAGAUGGAAAAAUCAGUUUACAAGAAUGGGACGACUGUCUUACGAGAGUAGCAAAAAUGGAUUUGGACGACGGGCGCAGCCAGAACACAUCCAACGACAGUGAUGGCGACGAUAACGACAAUAAUGAUUAUGCAGAAGAUCCAUUCGGACCUGGAAAGUCAACACCACCUGAAGUUCUAGGAAGCUUUGAUGAAGAAUCUCCUGAAGUAACAGAAGAUCCAACUGAUUGUUUGUCUGAUAGAAAAACAGCGUUAGCAGAAGGUUACCAAUUGUAUGUACCUGAAUGUACACCAGACGGCAGAUAUCAAAAGAUUCAGUGCUACAAAUCUGCGGGAUACUGUUGGUGCGUGAACGAAGAUACCGGAAAAAAUAUUCCGGGGACGUCAGUGAAGAAUGGUACCCCCAAUUGCGAUCAUUUGAAAGCAAAUACCAAAGUUAUGAAAGGUUGUCCGGAUGACAAGAAAUUUAUAUUUCUUAAAGAACUCAUUCAGUUCUUAUACAAUAAAAUGACGGAGAUUACCAAUGGUACAAAUACUAGUAGCUUUAACAACCUCGCCUGGAAGAAGGAUGAGCAAGUUGCGACGUGGAGUUUUGUCAUUUUCGACAAAAAUAAAAAUAAAAUGUUGGAAAGAAGUGAGUGGAAAGCAUUUAAGGAUAUGGUAGGGGGCGUUAAAGGGUUAAGAAAGUGCGGCAAAAAGUUGCCGAGAUACUGUGAUAGCAACAAAGACAGACAAAUUAGUAUGACAGAAUGGCUAGAAUGUCUUAGUAUAAAACAAGGUGUCAGUAUUCCAAAUUUACAUGCAUCGCCGAGAGCAGGAAAAACGAACCCACUCAAUAUGUUAAAAGACGAUUAAUAGUUACAAAACGAAAAUAGUGUUAAGUGAAUUAAUUAGUGAACUUCGAGAAAUUAAUCAUGUAUUUAUUACUAUCUACAAAAUAAUCUAAACACCGUUUAGAAGGUGCAAUUUGUAUAUAUUUAUAUAUUUCAGCAUUGGUUGAGAAAUGAUAAUUUAUGUGUUCAAGAGGUUUUGCAUAAAAACAUUAUUGUCAAUAUCAUUUAAGUGAUUAUUUACUCGAUGGACUCCAGUGGACACAAAGACUGGUUAAGUUUAACCAAUAAAACUGGCUGUAAUGCCUUCUUGAGUCUUGUGAUUAUAGUGUAAUGUAUAGCUUUUUUCUUUGUAUAUGAGUUGAACAAAUUUAUUCAAAAAAACAUAAAUAAUGCUAUAUCUAAAUAAUAGUGUAGUUGAAAAUAGAAGAAAUAUUGGCAAAACCACUUCAUCUUACAGUUCAAACAGUAAUAUGGUAAAGAAUUAGAAAACAUAUUAUAUUGACUUGUUUUUUUCUAAUUUCUUUUUAAGCUCAUGAAAGAGGUUUUGUAGAUGUUUUACUUGAUCUACUUCCACAUUUUUUUUUUGAAUAAAUUUGAUAACGACACGAAAGCCUAUUUUAUAUGUAUAUAUUAUAGAAUAGAAGUUGUGUUAAAUUAUUGAACAAUAAAAAGAACAUCUAAUCAGUUUUAUGUGAAAGCUAUAUUGAAAAUAUUUCAAUUUACUACCACAAACUUUUAUUAGAAGCACUUGAAACUUCCAUGCCAUAGCAAUCCAUUUAAAAAAAAAUAGAGAGAUAAAAAGAGUGGUAUCCUGAGUCCUUUUUUCCUCUAACAGUUGGUCAUGGCUACUUGAAUCUUGUUCUCUAUAUCAUUAAUAGUAAUUCUAUGCAUAUAACAAAUUAAAAUUUUCUAAUACACACGUUAUUACAAUCUAGAAUCUACCAUGAUAUAAGACAUCAUGGAAUCUACUAACUCCAAAAAUGACAUAAGUCAAAUUCUUCUUUUUUUGUUGACCACAGAAUUAUGUUUAAUAAGAGAAGCAUUAUACUUAGUAAAAAAUGAAGCUCAUAACAUUUUCAGUAUGGCUAUCAAACCAUAAUUACUUAAUCUAAUCUUUAUUUAUUUUGAAAACAUACUCGACAUAAACUGUUAUUUAUAUAACUAGUUAUUUAAAGAAUGCAAAUCUACUGAAAAUAAUGGCUUUAGAUAAAAGUUUCUAUAUAAUAUAGGAGCUGAUAUAAAUGGUUGAAAAAGUUGAAAUUCAAAAAUUUCUCUCGCGGCUAGAUAUGGUCAUAUCAGGUUCAAAUUUUCAGGAUCGUCUCCUGUUUAGGUGUACUUUCGAGGAAAAAAUCGCUGAUUCAACUGCGCACAUUUUCGUCAAAAAUCGAUGGAUCUGUUCAUAGGUUUUCAUAAUUGUCAUGUCAAAUGUCACAUUAAGAUGAAACUAGCAAAGUCAAGAAGAUCUUGCUAUACAAUAAGACAAAAUACAUAAUGAAUAAAAGAAUUCAAAUGAUAAAAUAUAAUAAUUUAAUUUCAAUAACAUAAUUUAAUAUAUGUCUAAUAAUUAGUAUUGAUCCUACUUUUUAUGUGACACGGUAUUAAAAUCUUAAUAAUACUAAGAAUUUCUGAUAUAGGCAUUUUCAUACGGCUACAAUUAUUUAUUUAUUGUUCGAGUAUCUUGAAAAUAAGCAAAUUUUACUUUUUAAUUCGCUUUGUAUUAUAUAAUUUUCAUAAUAAAUAAAUAAAACAAUAAACUUGUCCCUGAUUCUACCAUGAAUUUAUAAAAAGCCCAAUAUAACUGUUGUUGUUUGUUUUUAUGCUUUUUAUAUUAAAAUUAUUAUGGAUUAAGUAAUAAAAGUUGAUGUUAUUCUUUCAACACCCUCGCACAAAAUAUUUGUGUUGCUCAAACGUUUUUUAGAUAUAGUGGAACUUAACCAAGACUGAACUGAUGCACAUUCUAACUUCUAUAACUCUAAUAUACUACAAUUGAAAGUAUGGCUAAUAAAUACAUGUCAUUAAUAUAAAAAAAAUUUAAGACGCAAAGAUUAGUUAGAGAAACACAAAUUAGCAUAUAACUAAUACAAAUAACCAAUGUGUCUUUGUUAAAGUAUUUCAAAUAAAAAUAAUUUUUGUUACAAAA